AUGACUAGGUUUGACGCAAGUUGGGUCCCACCACGAAAAUCCGAAAUUUGGGUUACUGUAGUUUUCGUGAGAGAAGUAAUCUCGAUCCACAUCGGACAAGCCGGAGUCCAGAUCGGUAACGCGUGUUGGGAGUUGUACUGUCUGGAGCAUGGAAUUCAACCCGACGGUCAAAUGCCGUCCGACAAGUCGUUGGGCGGUUCCGACGACUCAUUCUCCACCUUUUUCUCGGAAACUGGAAGUGGACGACACGUGCCGAGAGCUAUUAUGGUCGACUUGGAGCCGACGGUUAUUGAUGAGAUCCGCACCGGCACCUACCGUUCGCUCUUCCAUCCGGAACAACUCAUCACCGGAAAAGAGGAUGCGGCGAAUAACUACGCCCGUGGUCACUACACCAUCGGAAAAGAAAUUAUCGAUUUGACUUUGGACCGUAUCCGUCGUCUCGCCGAUAACUGUACCGGACUCCAAGGAUUCUUGGUAUUCCAUUCGUUUGGCGGUGGAACUGGAUCCGGAUUCACUUCUCUUCUUAUGGAGAGACUCUCCGUUGACUAUGGAAAGAAGGCGAAACUCGAAUUUUCGAUUUAUCCGGCGCCUCAAGUCUCCACUGCUGUCGUCGAGCCGUACAACUCGAUUCUGACGACUCAUACCACUUUGGAGCACUCCGAUUGCUCGUUUAUGGUGGAUAAUGAGGCAAUUUACGACAUCUGUCGUCGCAACCUUGACAUCGAACGUCCCUCCUACACCAACUUGAACCGUCUCAUCGGUCAAAUCGUCUCCUCGAUCACCGCGUCUCUUCGUUUCGACGGAGCACUCAACGUCGACUUGACAGAAUUCCAAACAAAUCUGGUACCGUACCCCCGAAUCCAUUUCCCGUUGGCCACAUUCUCUCCGGUCAUUUCUGCCGAGAAGGCGUAUCACGAACAACUUUCCGUCGCUGAAAUCACCAAUAUGUGCUUCGAACCGCAUAAUCAGAUGGUCAAGUGUGAUCCACGACAUGGAAAGUAUAUGGCCGUUUGUCUUUUGUUCCGUGGAGACGUUGUGCCGAAAGAUGUGAAUGCUGCUAUUGCGACGAUCAAGACGAAGAGAAGCAUCCAGUUUGUGGAUUGGUGUCCGACCGGAUUUAAGGUCGGAAUCAACUACCAACCGCCGACAGUUGUGCCAGGUGGUGACUUGGCCAAAGUUCCCCGUGCCGUCUGCAUGCUCUCCAACACCACGGCCAUCGCCGAAGCGUGGGCUCGUCUCGACCACAAAUUCGACCUAAUGUACGCGAAGAGAGCCUUCGUCCACUGGUACGUCGGAGAAGGAAUGGAAGAGGGAGAGUUCAGUGAGGCGAGAGAAGAUUUGGCCGCGUUGGAGAAGGAUUACGAGGAGGUCGGUGUCGACAGUUUGGAGGAUAAUGGAGAGGAGGGCGAUGAGUAUUAA
Molecule: messenger RNA, 1419 nt
Organism: Caenorhabditis remanei
Lineage: Eukaryota; Metazoa; Nematoda; Chromadorea; Rhabditida; Rhabditidae
Exons: 5
Coding region: 1-1419 (472 amino acids)
Biological process (GO): mitotic cell cycle; microtubule cytoskeleton organization
Cellular component (GO): cytoplasm; microtubule
Molecular function (GO): GTP binding; structural constituent of cytoskeleton
Source: RefSeq, a predicted model, not a curated record